Molecule: messenger RNA, 1970 nt
Organism: Dinoponera quadriceps
Lineage: Eukaryota; Metazoa; Arthropoda; Insecta; Hymenoptera; Formicidae
Gene: Pka-C1
Product: cAMP-dependent protein kinase catalytic subunit
Exons: 1
Coding region: 199-1260 (353 amino acids)
Biological process (GO): peptidyl-serine phosphorylation
Cellular component (GO): nucleus; cAMP-dependent protein kinase complex
Molecular function (GO): ATP binding; cAMP-dependent protein kinase activity
Source: RefSeq, a predicted model, not a curated record
UAUCCGGUGACGUCGGGGAGGCAGCCGCGUAUACGCUCCGAAGCGGUGGCAAAAAUUCGGAGACGAGCGGAGUUCGGCGGAGCCGUGGCAGGCUCGGCGGCGGCUGUGGACGGACACCGACGAAGACGCAGCAGUCUUCUGGAUUACUUCGAGCCCCGUAGAGCCCUGGCCGGCUCUGGUGCCAGCGCGGCAGCUAAGAUGGGCAACAAUGCCGCGACCGCUAACAAGAAGGUUGACGCCGCCGAGAGCGUCAAGGAGUUCCUCGACAAGGCGAAGAAGGAGUUCGAGGACAAGUGGAAGAAGAACCCGACCAACACCGCCGGACUGGACGACUUCGAGCGCAUCAAGACCCUCGGCACCGGCUCGUUCGGCCGUGUCAUGAUCGUCCAGCACAAACCCACCAAGGAGUACUACGCCAUGAAGAUACUCGACAAGCAGAAGGUGGUGAAGCUGAAGCAGGUCGAGCACACGCUCAACGAGAAGAGGAUACUGCAGGCGAUCAGUUUCCCGUUCCUGGUGUCGUUGCGCUUCCACUUCAAAGACAACUCUUACCUGUACAUGGUGUUGGAGUACGUUCCCGGCGGCGAGAUGUUCAGCCACCUGCGCAAGGUCGGCCGCUUCUCGGAGCCGCACUCGCGCUUCUACGCGGCGCAGAUCGUUCUCGCCUUCGAGUAUCUGCACUACCUCGACCUGAUCUACCGGGACCUCAAGCCGGAGAACCUGCUGAUAGACUCGCAGGGUUACCUCAAGGUCACCGACUUUGGCUUCGCCAAGAGGGUGCAGGGUAGAACGUGGACCCUGUGCGGUACGCCCGAGUACCUCGCGCCGGAGAUCAUCCUCAGCAAGGGCUACAACAAGGCGGUCGACUGGUGGGCCUUGGGCGUGCUCGUCUACGAGAUGGCCGCCGGUUACCCGCCCUUCUUCGCCGACCAACCGAUCCAGAUCUACGAGAAGAUCGUCAGCGGGAAGCCACGCUUCCCCUCGCACUUCGGCUCCGACCUGAAGGAUCUGCUACGCAACCUGCUGCAGGUGGACCUCACCAAGAGGUAUGGCAACCUCAAAGCGGGCGUCAACGACAUCAAGGGCCACAAGUGGUUCGCCAGCACCGAUUGGAUAGCCGUCUUCCAGAAAAAAAUAGAAGCGCCGUUCAUACCGCGCUGCAAGGGACCAGGCGACACCAGCAAUUUCGACGACUACGAGGAGGAGACUCUGAGGAUCUCGCUGACGGAGAAGUGCGCCAAGGAGUUCGCCGAGUUUUGAACGCGACAUCGGCGACAGCUCGCAUCAGGAGGUGGAUACAUGUGUCGUCGUCGUCGUCGUCGUUGCCAUCGUGGUCGUCGCGCGGCGACGCUCCUUCGUCAUCACCGUCGUCACGUUGGUGGUUCGCUUCUUUCGAGAGAGUAAGAGAGCGCGAGAGAGAGAAAGAGAGAGAGAUAGGGGCAUGCGUGUGAAUGUGUGUGUAUUCGCGCGCGCGCUCGUGUUACGCUGAAAGCUCUCCGUCGAGAACCGCGAAGCUUUCGCAGGCGAGUUUUCGAAAGGGGCCGAGUCUCGCUCGCGAGCGAGAUUUCUAGCGAAGGUUUUCUGUUAUCCGAGUGAUAGAGACAGUCGCGGGGUGUCGGUUCGGAAGGAUAUUCGAAUGGCACGUGGGCAAUUCGCGCGCGCUCCGUCGCGCGCGUCGUCUCGCGGAAUGAACUUCACCGCACACGCGUGUACGUGCGCGACUCAGGAGGUGAAUUCAAUUUGACGCGGAUGACGGGAACGUUUACAUACGCCGCGGCGUUGAACCUCCGAGAAUCACCGGAGUCGUCGUAAUUUUCGGUCUUGCCGGUCGCGUAUGUAGACGUCAACACGCCAGCAUCACACUUUUUACAUGGAGAAAUCUCUUUUUUUAGCCGGUUAAAUCGAUUCGUUAACGUAAUAAGAAACGGCUGUAUACUAUAUAUAUAUAUAUAUAUACAUAUAUACAUAUA